GUACUCGAAGCCGUUUCGCAUUGAUCUUAGUAUAUUCACGCAAAGAUCAAGACUAGCCCUACUUCCACAUCGCUACUCAAAGGAACUCAAACAGCAUCGUACACCCAGAGGCUGCAACAAUGAUACUUUCUCAUUUAUGCCGUCAUGUGGUAGGCACAAGUAGAGGGCAGACUAUGGCUUCGACAAUGGUUGCGUUGUGUGUUACCCUAGAAUGCUACUUUAUCUUGGAUAUCCGCGCGAUUGUUUAUUCCGUCUUUGAUUAUGCUCGUUGUCAACGCAGUAGAUUCAUAGCUUAGUAGCACAUCUGUUUGAAACCUCCCUUGGGAUAACCACAUUACAGCA
Mytilinidion resinicola is the source of this 342-nucleotide messenger RNA. RefSeq lists its product as uncharacterized. The transcript is spliced from 2 exons. NCBI's taxonomy places the organism in Eukaryota, Fungi, Ascomycota, Dothideomycetes, Mytilinidiales, Mytilinidiaceae. The coding region runs from base 120 to 296 and encodes 58 amino acids. The record is from RefSeq and is a predicted model, not a curated record.